UGCAAAUGCACUUUCUUCGGUCUAUCCUUUGUGCUCUUAUAUGUAUUGCGAUAUUCUAUAUGAUAUGAACACUACUGAAGUGAUAUGAAAUAGCACAAUAAGAUUCAACAUCGACGAUGGCAGUAACGCUACACCUCCAGUUCGUGGCAGCUAACGAAAAGUAAUAACUUCACUUCACUACAUUUUUCGUUACAACUGGUGAUCCUAGCUAACAAAGCCUCACAUUUCUGAUUAAUCAAGUGAGGACUCUGACGAAUGGAUCCUCACAAGUUUAAUCUAAGUCGGUCGCUCUCAUUACUAACAACAAUAUCUGAAUUGUACUAUUCAAUACAAUUUUAUUAUAAAAAAAAAUCAUUUUUUUUUCAAUUUUAGCUACUGAUCAUCAGCUCUCCAAAUUAUCGCGAGCUGCUGUCACCGUUGGACUUGAACUUCUCAAACGAAAAUUAACUGGUUAUUGGAAAGACGAUAAAAAAAAAUAA
Molecule: messenger RNA, 479 nt
Organism: Rotaria sp. Silwood2
Lineage: Eukaryota; Metazoa; Rotifera; Eurotatoria; Philodinida; Philodinidae
Source: the annotation of a GenBank genome assembly